GUUUUUUGUAUUUUUCUUUCUUAACCAUUAAGCAGAACAGAAAACGAAAGUCAAUAAAAAUACACAAAAACACACACAUAAGGAGAAGCCACUGUGUGUAAUCAAAAUCAAAAUCAAAAUCAAAAUAUUGGUAGUGUGUAAAGUAUGGACGAACCGCCAGUAAAUGAUUGUUGUUCAAUCUGCCAUGGCAACUUCCAUAUUCCCCAUCAAUCCAAUUGCUCUCAUUGGUAUUGCGGCAAUUGUAUUUUACAAGUAUGGAAUCACGGGUCAGCAUUACAGCCGUGUAGAUGCCCUCUUUGUCGGAGACAGAUUACUUUGCUGGUUCCUAGUAAGGCUUCCUCUCAGCAAGCUCAUAAUCCCGAAGCUUCGGAGAUUCUGAAAAGGAUUGAAGCGUAUAACCGUUUCUUUGGUUCACAGUCAACUGGUUUCGGUCAGAGAGUGCAAGACCUUCCGUUUCUCCUCAAGAGGUUGUUCCGAGAGCUCCUGGAUCCUCAAAGAUCUCUCCCAUUUGUCAUUAAAGCACGAGUAUAUCUUGCGCUAAUAUCAACUGCUAUUUACGUUCUCAGCCCGAUAGACAUUAUCCCCGAAGCAUUAUUUGGAAUACUGGGUCUAUUGGAUGAUGCCAUUAUAGCCCUGAUCUUUUUCCUUCAUGUUGGCACUUUGUAUCGGGCUAUACUUGUGCGUCGCUACGGAGGAUCCUCGACUUGACUGCUUGGAAUCUUAAAUGACAGUUGGUUGAACUUUGUUGUCAUCUGCAUCAUUGAAUACGAUAGUAUAGGGACGUUACAAUAUUUAAUUUGUAUGGUGGACAAGGUUUUCUCAAUUCAUAGACUUAUGUUUUUUUAAUUAACAAUUAUAAUCUUUUGAGAAAUUGUCACAAA
Molecule: messenger RNA, 881 nt
Organism: Erigeron canadensis
Lineage: Eukaryota; Viridiplantae; Streptophyta; Magnoliopsida; Asterales; Asteraceae
Product: E3 ubiquitin-protein ligase RNF170
Exons: 5
Coding region: 145-708 (187 amino acids)
Molecular function (GO): ubiquitin protein ligase activity
Source: RefSeq, a predicted model, not a curated record